UAUUGAUUUGUAUUCACAAUUUUUAAUUCAAGUACGCAGCAGUGAAAUUCGUGGUGCUCCAGGAAAAUGUAGAAAAUUUCGGUCUUUCAAUAAACGGAUUAAUAAAAUAUUUACUAAAACUAGAAAACGAUUGUCGGUAGUUCUUUUUGCAAAUAAAUUUAAUAUCGGGAAUCAUGGAUUUUCCACAGCAAUUGGAAGAAAUUUUAGUGGAGCGGCCACCAUCCUCCUUUGAUGUUAUAAUGGAAUCACCAUUGUGUGCUGCCAAUAGCGUUGACCGGAAAGGGAUCGCUUACAAAGCAGGCAACAAGUUUGAAACCACUUCUGUGUUAGACAAAAUGAAUACCAGUAUAAAUAGCACAUUGGAGGAUACGACACCAAGUGACUCUGGUGUACAGAUGCUGGACUCGGAAUCAAGCGAAUUUAUGGUAGAAUCCAUAACUUCACAGACAGGUUUCGAAUUUGAAGAAUUAAAAUCAUAUGCACAAGAACGCGCUGAUAGUAAUGAACAGGUGGCUGUCGUGGCAGGGCCACCGUCAGCAGUGGAAGAACGUCAUUUCGUUAGUGCGGCAUUCGAAGAGAUAGUAGCUGGUGUGGAUACUAAUUCUAAUGUAACUACAAUAGACUCGACAAACGAUAACUCCCUUAAUAACGUCCCCAUCGAAGAAGCAAUGACCACGAGCACUUGUUCUACUUUCGAUGCCACAGAAAAUAUCGUAUAUCGGAGAAAAGUACGCAAAACACCUAUCGCACCCAAGGCGCCCAAAAAGCGUGUCUCUUUUCACGAGGACAUACUCAAGAAUACACGCACCGACAACAUACACAUUGAGCAUGGCUUCAUAACUUAUAAGGCAGGUCGAAAGGCACUACAACAUAUUGGCCCUGCUGGACGCUAUUCGUGGUGUUCGGGGGGUGAUGGCGGUGCAGCUGGCAAAAAUGUAGCACAAUCCGAGUUGUGUGCGCACGCGCACGAAGAUGAAGGAGAACAAAAAAGUUGCGAACAAAGACGACGCUGUGUUGUCUAUCGGAAUGCAUGCUCUGAUGUACUCGAUUAUGGCAAUUCCGAUGUUUACGAUAUGGAGGAACAAAAGGCAUUACAAUAUGAUAAUUCAGGAGUUUUUGAGUAUAUGCCAAAGGAACGUAGCGUUGCAGACGAAAAUGCAGGUGUGAGCAACAUUGGAGCAGAAGGCCAACAAGUGUUGUAUCGAUGCUCCUGCUCUAGUUCGAAUUCCAGCUUGGACUCAGAUGAAAAUGAAAAAAAUUCAAACAGGCAGCAAUAUGGACAGGCAAAAAGUAGUUCAUGCGAUUGCAUCGGCAUGAGUAAUGCCAACAAUAAUAUAAUUGGUGACAACUGCUAUUUCUCCGAACCAAAUAUCGACAACCUAAACGAGAAUAACCAGAAGAAAUCCGUUUGGAACAAGGAAAAGAAACCAAAGUCAAGUUGUUUAAAAAAACCCAAACGCAAUACCAACAUCAUCUACGAGCAGGAUCUGAGUACACGAGUGAAAAAAUUCAAUGUGCAUGAUAUGAAUCAACUGAUUGAUAACAGUAGCAAAAUAAUUAUUGGAUCGUUGAAGAGUAUCUUCACCAUGCCGCUUCCGGAACGCGGCGUACCCGAAGGCUCCGAAGAUCUACAAUCAGUUGUCGAGUGCAUACCAGAACUGGAGCCACAAACGCCAGAGCAUAAAUCGACAAAACCAGCAGAAGAUCAAAUAAUAUCACCACCUUCGCCACCACUCAAACAGAAACCAUUCCUAAGCAAAAGCCUCGAUGGCUCUAAAAAGUCGCAAGGGGUUAAGAAAUUUGUACACAAUGUGGAUGAGCAAUUGCGACGUAAGAACGAUGAAGAAAUGUAUGCACCAACGCGUCAAAGCAGUGAUGAGAAAACUGUCGCAGAUACGCCCAACAGGACGCUGCAGAGGCAAGAAGAAAUCGAUGCAGAUCAGCGCGAUGAGCUCGUGAACACCAAUACGCAAACGCAACGGAGUGUGGAGUCGAAUGACGUCGCCGUCACCGACAUUCAACAGCCGCAGCCGUCUACUGAGCCACCGACACAAUUUCGUAACAAAUUUAUUGUUAAUUGUGAGAGCACUGUUUUCGAGCAUACAGGUGUUUCCUACUGCUAUGAUACAAAUGAAAUGCUUAAUCUCGAUUUGGAUACAGCUAGCCAUACGCCUGGCAGUGUGGCUUCUAGCUUGCUAUUGGAAGAUGAUACACCAAUCGCACAACCAGAGCCGGAUCAGUUGCGUAGUGCAUUUAGCGCUGCUCCCAUAGCCAAGACAUUCUCAAACUUCUUUCGCAGUUUCAACAAGGAUUCAACUUCAACGCCCAAUGCUAAAAAGACGUCAACAGCGGCUACUAAGGGUAUUAAUAUUGCAGAAACGCAGCAGAGAUCAGGCAUUGACAUGAAAUUCUCACCCAAUACCAACUCUCUUACGAAUGCUAACGAUCUCAAGCAACUUUCCAACCAUCGAUUACCCAACACAAUCUCUUCAUCGACAAUAUCUGAGUUGACCAACACUUCCAGUGCGAGCUCAUUGCCACCAGCGAUGUCAAAAGCUGUCAGUGCUUCAAUUUCAGUUGGUAGUGUGGGCAAUAGCAGCAACAACAGCCUAGCUAUAGGACAAGAACUGCGUGGAAACAUAGAAAAACAGCAGCGUCACUUGCCUUCGCCACUGAAGAAGCAUGCUAGUGGCAGCACCUUGGCCGCACAACCACAACGCUAUGGAACAAUUUCGGGAAGCAAUGGCAAUACAGCUGCUUGUCCUCCAUCCGAUCCGUCUUUGCUUAGUCCUGAUAUUUUUAAUGUCGGUAGCACUGUCGGCUUAGCAAGUAGUUCGGUUGGUGGCGGCGGUUGCGCAGCUGGUAGUUACAUUGGUGUACGUGGUGGCUGUGGACGUGAUUCGAAGAGCACCAUACUCAGCGAAGAGUUUGAUGAUAUUAUAACCAUUACAACGGAUACGGAUAAAAAUGAAAGUGAUAUUGUUAUUGUUGAUUACCCCAGUGAGUUGAGUGAGCGACAAUCUAUGAGCGACUAUGCGAAUCUAUUGAAGCCACCACAGACAAACAAUGCAAAAACAUCAUUAAUUAAUCGUUUCUUGCGCAAUGUUACACAGAAGAAGAUACUGGAAUCUUCCAUACGCAAAAAUAAUUUCUUUGCUGGCAAGUUGAAAAGUGAGCAGAGACUAUUCUCGGGAAAUUUGUAUGUACCCGGAGUGAAACCAAAGAACUAUGAGCUAAUUGACGAUUUGAAUGCGGAAAUUGCAAUGGAGAUUGAAAUGUCGGGUGCUAAUUCGCCGCGACGUGAGUUGGUGCAAAUUGACGAUCUGCCAGGCGAUGUGUCGCGUUUCGAACUUGGAAUUGGGGAGAUAUCAAUUGAUAUAUUUAAUGGAAAUUAUCUGCAUAUACUGCGCGAUCCCACAGAGCAGCUGAUGAAGGUCUUUAAAUUAUACACCGGCUAUAGUUGCGAAGGCUACAUGACACCUGUUUUAGUUUUUCUUACCGAUCGUACAUUGUACGUUGCAGAUUUAGUGCGCAAUCGUUUAUGCUCAAAAUUCGUGCUCACCUACGCUGAGCUGGAUGUAAUACUUAUGGGUCCAUUCGGCAACACUGUGUUGCUUAGCAAUAGCACCCGAGAUAUGCAACAAGUAUUACUUGCCGGUGGCCCAUAUCCCGCUGAUGGUUUGGUAGCAAAUUUGGAAAUGUGCGCGCGUCGCAGUGGUUCUUCUUUGCCAGCUGUCGGCCAGCUAUCAUUUGCUCAUCUUGCGCCAUUGCAAGCCUUUGUGCGUGAAAAUUCAUCGGUUGGCGCCACAGACACUUGGAUGUACUAUGCGGUAGUGAAUGUGCCCGCUGGCGUUUUAGGCAGUGAACAAGAGCCUUUGGGGCCUCAUGUAAAAGGCUUUCUCAUGCACCGGCGCAUUAAAGAGCAUCAAUCUAAUAAUAGCGCAAACAAGCACAUCUGGAAUCCAGGAUAUUUCCUUUUGAAAGCUGGUGUCUUGUACAUGUUUAAUGAUUCGACCCAAAAAAUACCUAGUUGGGCCAUGGCGCUUGCUGAAUGCCAAGGUGCGCGGCGGGCCGUUAAAGCUGGACGACCACACUGUUUCGAAAUAAUUUUGAAAGGUCAACUGCUGCAAUUAGCUGCACCAGAUGAGUAUGUCGCAUCCGAAUGGCUGCAAGCGCUACUACAGACUGCAAGUGGUCUUUUUGAAAUGCAAGAGAAACAUAAGACCCUUGGCUGUUCGCUCGUAGUGACCCAAAAUCAUUUGAUCACAUUGAGAGAAGAUUUUUCCGCGCCACUGAAUCAAAUCAAAAUUGAUACUGAAAAGGCACCAAAAACCACCAUGGCCGGUGUUGGCAAGGACUUCAAUGUUGGCGUUAAUGAUGAAUACAGUCAAAUGACUGGAGAAACAGGAAGUUUGCUAAGUUCCGCCAUGAGCACACCUACGCGUUUCGCACAACGCUCCUGUUCAUCUAUGAAUUCUACACCCACUAAACUCUCACAGCUAUCGCAGUCCACAGCUACAGGAGGUGGUAAUACAACACAUUCGACUUCCACCAAUGCUACUACCACCACCACUACGAACGCAACCUCAAUAGCCACUACUACCAACAUCACUAACUAUUCGCGGCAAUUACAAGCGGAAUGCGGCACUAAGUUACCCAACGCAAGUUACUCCAACAUGUAUAGCGUCUAUGGCAAAAAUUCCGGGCUCGAGAUACUCACUUGCGCGGAUAUAAAAGAAAUGACCGGCAUUAAGAUACCAUCACACAAUGAUACAUGGUGGUGUGUAUUGGAGUUCUCUUGUCAGGAAGUGCGUGAGAGUACCGAUGAUUUGGUGAUCUUCUUUGCGAGCAGCUCGGAAAUGCAACGCUUUCUGCGGCUACUCGAACACUUGUGGCAGGCAAAGAAUAAUGAUUUAUUCCCCAUAACGGUGCUGGAUGAGGAUGACUUAAUAGCCGAGCAAUGCACUAUGCUUUACAUGGAUAUAAAUCGUGCGUGGGAGCCGCUUUUAUCCGCCGCUAUGGGCUAUCCAUUGUGAGGCGUUUAAAAGCAAUAAAAAAAAUGUGUGCAGGCAGGAUGGAGUUAAUAGAAAAACAUAUAUACAACAUAUUUUUGCAAGUGAAAUAUGUUACCAAGAUGCGCAAAGACGCAAAAACAAAAGGUGUGGCUUCUCCUUCACCAAAAUAGGCUUUCGUACUCUCAAAACUUAUCUUAAACUUAAUUAAUAUAUGAACUAUUUAAAGGCAUAUUAAACACACACAAACACAUAUUCAUAAAAAGAAAUGAAAGCAAGAAGCUAUAGUAAAGUGCUAGUUGAAGUAGGGUUGAAAGUGAUUGCUAUGAGAGAGAAUGAAGGAAAUGCAUACUUCGUUUUUGUUGGCAAGAAUAUUAAGUUUUUGAAUCGUAAUUUGGAUCGCGUUAUUUAAAAAAUCUUCAGUAAACGAUUAAUUGCAACUUAUUUAAAAAAUCUUUUAUGUCUUG
Molecule: messenger RNA, 5479 nt
Organism: Rhagoletis pomonella (apple maggot)
Lineage: Eukaryota; Metazoa; Arthropoda; Insecta; Diptera; Tephritidae
Exons: 10
Coding region: 174-5036 (1620 amino acids)
Biological process (GO): regulation of protein localization; Golgi organization; positive regulation of membrane tubulation
Cellular component (GO): endosome membrane
Molecular function (GO): kinesin binding
Source: RefSeq, a predicted model, not a curated record